ACUCCACACAGAAAGGCCCUCGCCGGCCCCGGGGCUUGAACCCAGGACCUUCUUGCUGUGAGGCGACAGCGCUAACCACUACACCACCAUGCCGCCUUAAGCUGUCUUUUCUUCAACAUUCUUACUCUUUGCUGUUCCCUGUGAUUGAUUUGCCACCAUGAUGCACUCAAAGCUGAUCACAUUUGGGAAGAUGCUGGUGCGUAGGCGUGUGCUGGACACCACAGAUAUGGAGACUCGUUUUGCUCGCUGUCUGUCCACUCUGGACCUCAUUGCUCUGGGUGUUGGGGCCACAUUAGGGGCUGGAGUGUAUAUGCUAGCUGGAGAAGUGGCCCGGGACAAAGCUGGCCCAGCCAUCGUGAUUUGUUUCCUGAUUGCAGCUCUGUCCUCAAUGCUUGCUGGUCUGUGUUACGCUGAAUUUGGUGCACGUGUCCCCAAAACAGGCUCCGCCUACCUCUACAGCUAUGUGACAGUGGGUGAAAUUUGGGCGUUCAUCACUGGAUGGAACCUCAUUCUAUCCUACGUAAUAGGCACAGCCAGUGUGGCCCGAGCCUGGAGCUCCACUUUCGACAACCUGGUGCAUCAGAAGAUCUCGAACUUGUCAAAAGAAUACUUAACUAUUCCAUACACUGACAAUGUGCUGACAGAAUAUCCGGAUCUGUUUGCGCUUUUUCUUGUCAUCCUGCUUACUUGCCUACUGGCGCUUGGUGUGAGUGAGUCAGCCCUGGUGAACAAGAUCUUCACAUGCAUCAACCUGUUGGUUUUGGGUUUUGUCAUCAUUGCUGGCUUUGUGAAGGGCGACAUUGCCAACUGGAGCAUCACUAAGGAGGACUUCAAAAACAACAAUACCCCUCCAGUUUCUGAUGAAAAAGGCUUUGGAAUAGGGGGUUUUGCACCAUUUGGCAUUUCUGGGAUUUUAUCUGGUGCAGCCACUUGCUUCUAUGGUUUUGUGGGUUUUGACUGCAUUGCCACCACAAGUGAAGAAGCCAAAAACCCCCAGCGUUCAAUACCAAUAGCCAUAGUGGCUGCACUGCUUAUAUGCUUCAUUACUUACUUUGGAGUGUCUGCGUCUCUCACUCUGAUGAUGCCUUAUUACAUUCUAGACAAAGACAACCCAUUGCCUAAGGCCUUUGAAUAUGUGAACUGGAUGCCUGCUCGCUACACAGUGGCUGUAGGCUCCCUCUGCGCCCUUUCCACCAGUUUGUUGGGCUCUAUGUUCCCCAUGCCCCGUGUGAUCUUUGCCAUGGCUGAGGAUGGCCUGCUGUUCCGUUUCCUCUCCCGUAUCCACAAGAAAACGAAGACCCCCAUGCUUGCCACCAUUGUGUCCGGUUUUAUAGCAGCUCUGAUGGCCUUCUUCUUUGAGCUGAACGCCUUGAUGGAUCUGAUGUCCAUUGGGACCCUCCUGGCUUACACCCUUGUGGCAGUGUGCGUGCUGAUUCUCAGGUACCAGCCAGGCAGCCUGGAUUCCAGCACUGACAAAAGGCCAGUGGAGCUACAGACAUUGACAGAAAGGGAGAAUAUGAGCAAGCUCGAGAAAAAGCCGCUUAAUGAGUCGUUCUCCCCUAGACAUCUGCUGUUGCCCAGUUCUGAGUUACCCACCAAGACGUCAGGCCUCAUUGUCUAUGUCACCACAGCCAUUACCUGUGUGUUUUUCACUCUGCUGUGUAUAGUGCUGGCAGUGUGGGGUGCGAACAUCACAGAGGGGCAACCUAUAUGGGUCACUGUAGUGACUCUGCUCAGCAUCGCCUCCACCAUCUGCGUUGUCAUCAUCUGGAGACAGCCCCAGAGCAACGAGGCUGUUAGCUUCAAGGUGCCUAUGCUUCCUGUCUUGCCUUUGGUCAGUAUUUUUGUUAACAUCUACCUCAUGAUGCAGCUCAGUGGACCAACAUGGAUCCGUUUUGCAGUCUGGAUGCUUAUUGGUUUUUUGAUUUACUUUGGGUAUGGAGUCAGGAACAGUUCAGAAGCCAAACAGAAUUCGAAGGCUGUUCUGGAAGGAAAAGCAGCCGAUAUAUUCUUGUAAAAACAACAGUGAAGUUGAAGGAGGUGCAGCGUAAGAAGAACAAGUAAAAUAUAGUGUACAGUUUACAACGGGGUUUUUGAAACCUUUCACAUAUGCACAGUCUUUUGCUUUUUCACCUGCAGAUUGCCUUAUUUAUUGUAUAAAUGACCUGUUUCUCAUCUCAUCACCUGUAAUUAUGGUAUGCUGCAGUUUAAUUUUCAAGCUAACCAAAAACUGCAUCCUGAUUAGUGUCUGUGAUUUGCAUAUCGAUAUUUAUAAUAUGCGAUUUUAUAAUUCAACUCAGAUUUGAUGUAUUUUGGUUUGAACUGGAAAACAGUGAGUGAAGAAAGAUGUUCUCGUCUUUCGGAGCUAAGAGCAAAAUAUGACUAUCAUAUUAUUUAUUAUUAUAUAUAUUUUAUGAUAUUAUAUUAUUUUUUAUUUCUCCUGUUAAGUACCGUUGCAAUAGCAAAAUCCCUCUGUGAUGUCAGCAUGACGCACAGCCACUAAAUUCUCAUGGGAAUAACACAAAUACAGCACAAACCAACAAGUUAGCACCUGAAACACUCGGCACUACGCACAAGUAUUUUCAGUAUAGACAUAUUUAACAUAUUUUGGUGUGGAGUUUAAGCUUCUGAUCUAGCAGCAAUUGGAUAUUUCGGUGUGUUACAUUCUAAAAGCUAUUUAAUUCAUUACUGAAUUACAUCUGAUCAGUAUUUGGCCAGUGACGCACAAUAGCUGAGUUAUGGUUGGAGGCUCAUGGCCAUUUAUUUACUGAUAGGAAGGAUUGAUUUUCAUGUUGUGUACGCUCAAACAUAGUGUAUAUAUUAUAUACACUAAACCAUGAGGUUUUCUGCAACUGUGUUAUAAAUUGGACCUUUUUCGUUUUUAAUGGACACAUGUCUCUCAGGAUGGUCUGUACAUUCAAGGAAGUUCAUAUAUAAUUGAUAGUGUAUUUGGAAACUUUAAAAAGUAUAAUGAAUUUUGUUUACAUAGAUUCCUCUAUAUUUUGUUUUAUUACACAAAUAUUUGUGUAUGUAGCCAUAUAAUAUUUAUAUAUGGGAAUGAAAUUUAAGUGUUUUAAUAUAAUUUAAUCGUGAGCCACCAUGUUAUUUUUAACAAACAGAAAUGUUUUAAUGUCUUAUGGAAUAACAGUAUGCAAAUGAUGUUAAGAAAAAAUAUUUUUGGUUAAACUGUUAAAAGGUUAUAAACGUUUAGAGAAGGACCAUGUAGUAUGGCAGUGUGAUUGUACGUGAAGAGAUAUUUGUGUAUUUUUACAGUAAAACAACUAAUUGUAGCGAGGAAUAUACACCCGGUCUGGUUCAGUCAUGGACGUUCUUUCUGGCAGUGUGUCGUUUUAGCCACCAUCUUGGAAACAUAUUUUACAUUACAUUGUCAAGGCUAUUUUCUAUAAGUGGGGGGUUUGGGGUUUUAGGAUCACUUUAAAAUCCACAGUGGACCAUGAUUAAUGAGAUGUUUUUCAUCAUUUGUGAAUCGUAAAACAUUUCAUUCGUUGCUGAAUGGACUAUUCAUUAGUCCUUUACUCGCUUCUGCAAAUAGUAAACAGUGGAUGUGUAAUGAUUACACAGUUGUUUUGUCUUAUAAUAGGAGCGAAUCUUUGUCGUGUAUAUUUGUUUUAUUGACUUGACUGUCUGAACAGAGAUUCUUAUUGGUUUGUUGGCUUCUUUGACUUUUAUUUGUUUGUUUGUUUGUUUGUUUGUUUGUUUGUUUGUUUGUUCCAAAGACAUUGUCACUUGUCUUUUUGUGUUUGUUUGUUUUAUUGUACAUGACCAAAGUACUACUGCAGCUUAGUAAUUGUUCUGUAAUUAAUG
Neoarius graeffei (lesser salmon catfish) is the source of this 3825-nucleotide messenger RNA. RefSeq names its product solute carrier family 7 member 3b (gene slc7a3b). The record is from RefSeq and is a predicted model, not a curated record. Gene Ontology annotation, molecular function: amino acid transmembrane transporter activity. Lineage: Eukaryota; Metazoa; Chordata; Actinopteri; Siluriformes; Ariidae. Gene Ontology annotation, biological process: transmembrane transport; amino acid transport. The transcript has 12 exons. Gene Ontology annotation, cellular component: plasma membrane. The coding region runs from base 158 to 2017 and encodes 619 amino acids.